This is a messenger RNA of Grus americana (Whooping crane), 2593 nucleotides long. It is a transcript of the gene CHMP1A, whose product is annotated as charged multivesicular body protein 1A. Gene Ontology annotation, cellular component: multivesicular body; ESCRT III complex. Gene Ontology annotation, biological process: late endosome to vacuole transport; protein transport; endosome transport via multivesicular body sorting pathway. The record is from RefSeq and is a predicted model, not a curated record. The transcript has 7 exons. NCBI's taxonomy places the organism in Eukaryota, Metazoa, Chordata, Aves, Gruiformes, Gruidae. The coding region runs from base 94 to 684 and encodes 196 amino acids.
CCUCGCCGCCCGGGCAGGCGGCGUUCUCGCGAGAAUCUCCGCGCGCACCCCGGAAGUGGCGGCAGUAGAACCCGGAAGCGGCGGCGGGGCAGGAUGGACGACACGCUUUUCCAGCUGAAGUUCACAGCAAAGCAGCUGGAGAAGCUUGCCAAAAAAGCUGAGAAAGAUUCCAAGGCCGAGCAAGCCAAAGUUAAAAAGGCCCUUCAGCAGAAGAACGUGGAGUGCGCCCGCGUCUAUGCGGAGAAUGCCAUCCGCAAGAAGAACGAGGGGCUUAACUGGCUCCGCAUGUCUUCCCGGGUGGACGCGGUGGCCUCCAAGGUCCAGACGGCAGUGACGAUGAAGGGGGUGACGAAAAACAUGGCCCAGGUGACCAAGGCCUUGGACAAGGCUCUGAGCUCCAUGGACCUGCAGAAGGUGUCUGCCGUGAUGGAUAAAUUUGAGCAGCAGGUUCAGAAUUUGGAUGUUCAUACGUCGGUCAUGGAAGACUCCAUGAGCUCCGCUACCACGCUGACCACGCCGCAGGAGCAGGUGGACAGCCUCAUCGUCCAGAUCGCGGAGGAGAACGGUCUGGAGAUCAUGGACCAGCUCAACCAGCUCCCCGAGGGGGCUUCGGCAGUGGGGGAGAGCUCGGUGCGCACCCAGGAAGACCAGCUGUCGCGGAGGUUGGCUGCCUUGCGGAACUAAGGUCUCCUGUCGCCCCUGCGGACUGCUGCCCCGCACGGGUGGUACGACGUGUGGGGUGGAGGGGCCCGGGACUCCUUCCCCACCUCUGCUACGUCCUUGCUCUGACCCACCGGCCAGGCGGAGUCGGCCGUCCCCUCCUCCAGCAGCACGUCCCCAGCCCUGCCUGCGUUCAGACUCUUCUUUUGGGGUGUGACGGUGACGCCUUUUCCCAGAGCAGGCAGCGAUCCUGGCGGGGGGUUUCUGAGCAGAGGCGGCCCCUUUCUGGGCUUGAGGAGCGCUUUGCUGGUUCUGAUUUCAGGGUGUUUUUCAUUUGAGGGUUGAUGCUGGCUUCACGACGCGACGUCCCGCUCCUGAUUUUAACACUAAACGAAUCCUUCUGGAGGCGGGCCGCGGUGUCUUCCGGGGUGCUGCUCGCCUGACUCUCCUCCGUGCAUAGCACGCUUUCGUUAUCUGUUUUAGACCGGGUCUCCAAGUCGUGGGCUGUGUUUUCCUCGCAGCAAGGAGCUGUUUACAAGGAGCAGGGAGAUUCCCACAGGGCUGCCUUCCUCUGGCAGUGGUUUGGGAAGGGUUGUUUUCCCAGCUGCGGUGUUUCUGGGAAGGUUAGUGCCUUGCAGGGAGGGGAGGUCAUGCUGCGGCACCUCGUCCCUCGCAGUGACCUUGCCGAGCCCCGGCUCGUAGCUGUAGCUGGGUGCUGCAGGCUUCACCUUGCCGAUCCUCAGCUCCUUGUCCUGCCAAACCUCCCUGGAGCUCUGUACCACAAAGUGACCUUUGAAAGGCUCGUCCUCCCUGUGUGUGCAUCCACACCUCCCCCUCCCCACCCGCUGUGGGCUGGAAAUGGUUAUCCAGGCCCUGACCUCCCGUGCGGAACCGGUCCCGGCCCCGUGUCGCCAGCUGGGAGCGGAUGGCAGCAGCUUCCACCCCUGGGCUGGCAGCUGUGGUGGCCGCAGCCUCGUCCCCCGGCCGGAUGGGUGUGAACCGUCCCCAGAGCGUCUCUGCUUUCCCCGGCUGUGGCUUGUUCCCUGGAUAUCUGCCGCCGUUUCCUCUCUGCCGUCCCCACCGCGCUGCGUCUGCUCCGUGCUGCUGCCCGCAGAGCGUGGUAGCAGGCUGGGCGAGCGGGGGCUGCUCCCCGUGUCCCCCCUCCUCUGGCUGCUCGUGGGGAAACCUGGCUGCUUGUCACUCAGAGCCUCUGAGCUGGGGUAAAACCACGACGCCCUGGGGCUGAAGUUUCCUGUUCCCCCUUCUCUGUGACCCUGAGGCACCACCGAGGUGCUGGAUUGAUGGGAACCUCGCCGGGAAGGAAAUGUAGUUUCCUCUGGCUCUCACGAGGAAGAACUUUUAAACCGUUUGGAACCUCCUCGCCGCAGGCUGUAAACGAGGGCCGUGCGUGCAGCCAGGGGUGAGCGGCUGGUCCCGCUGCAGCGGGCAGCUCCCGUUCGUCGGUUUGAAAGGGAAUGUUAAGACGUGCGCGGCUGCUGCUGUGGGCUGUGCGAGAGGAGGGAGGGGAAGCGUGGGGGGAAGCGUGGGGCCGCUCCCAGCGUGGGGCAGGACUGGCUGCGGGCCAGGGGCCGUCUCCCCAGCACUUGCAACACAAACAUUUCUCACCGUUUUGAUUAUUUCUUAUGAGUUCGGUGGCCUUGGUAGCGUGUGGCCAGUGACCGACAGAGCCUUCUUCCCCGGCGCCUGUGGUGGGGGCGCGGGGUGGUGACCGAGGAGGAGGAGGCUUAGCACCCGUGGGGCCGGGAUGUGCCCUGCGGCCCCUGGAAAUGCUCCUUCUCUGUGUGAUGUUUCUCCGUGGUUUCAUUUGUGGGGUGUUUUGGUUUUGUUUUUAAGCUUAUCUCAUUUGCCUUUUUCUUCUCCACCCCCCUGUUGAUUACCUUCUGCUAUUUUAAAUAAACAAUCCCUGAACGUC